UAGUGCCACAGUCAGCCGGUGCCGCCACAGCAUGGUCGGUCUCUGUGUUUGGGUCGUUCUCGUCAUCCUCGCCAACGAGGCGACGGGAAACGUCAUCAUAUACCCACACGCCAGUGGUCCCCCAGCUUCCAACAAAUUCAAGGUGUAUGUGAGUCAAGGUGGAAGAAAACAUGACAGUUUCACUUACAUUACCACCUCUGACAAACGUUCCCACGAAACAUCAUCUGCACACCCAGGACGAUCGAUGUCGUUCACGUCGUUUUCCUUCACUGGCGGUGCCGUGACAGUGGAGGUCCACACCCAGCGCGACUUCCACAACUGCAUCGUCAGACCCAAGAGCUACACCUACCACUGCCGCAGAACAGGAACCAAGGUUGCCCAAUUCACCGUGUCCAACACCAAGAAGUGGAUGUCCGUAGAAUUUGACUAUGACUACGGCAGCAGUGAUGGAGGCCCAGACAUAACAGACAGGCUCCUUGUGUUCGCAGAUCCGCCUGAGACACAUAAGCCAAACAAGAACGACAACUCUGUUCUGUAUUAUGACGUAGGGAUACACAAUCUGCAUGGCCCAAAACAAUUGGAUUCUCACAUAAAAGAAGUAUAUUUAGCACCAGGGGCGUAUGUUCAAGGAGGAUUUAAGACCACCGGGAAUCAACCAGUGAAGAUCUAUGGCAGAGGAAUACUCUCCACUGCUACAUACACGUGGCACGAUCCAAGAUUUCAGUGGGCCAUGAUCGACAUUGAUAAGGGACAUUCUCACGUAGUUGAGGGUAUCAUUAUGGUUGAUCCUGUGAAAUACUUCUACCGCGGACUGAGCGAUCACAAUACCGUCCGUGAUGUGAAGAUGGUUGGGUCGUGGGCCUAUAAUUCCGAUGGUAUUGGUAUUGGUCAUGAUGGACUGGUCGAGGACUGCUUCAUCUCGGCAAACGAUGAUGCCCUGAAGGUAUAUACAGACAACAUGGUGGCACGGAGGGUCGUCAUCUGGCAGAUGCAGAACGGGGCUGUCUUCCAGAACGGAUGGUGGAGCGGCAGAGAUAUGAAGAAAGUCAGGAUCAGUGACAUCGACGUCAUUCACACCGACUGGUGCACUUUCAAAGGUUCCAACUGUCACAUCAGCGACAACGACGCAGUCUUCGACCUGGCUGGUAACACAAAGCAUUUCGCCAUGAGUGAUAUCGUCUUCACCAACAUUAGGGUAGAAGGGUCUUGUCCACGUAUUGUGUAUUGGAAGAUGGCCAACGGGGCAUCGGGGACGGCUUCCAACGUCCACAUUAUAAACCUGUCUGUGGACUCCCAGCCUGGCCACGACAGUCUCCAUAACGAAAUAGCAGGGAAUUCUGGAGCCAGAGUCACCAACUGGCAGUUCAACAACUUCAAGAUUGGCGGCAAAUGCAUCUCCAGCGCAGCUCAAGCAGACUUUCAUAUCGAUGCCCACACCACCAGCAAUAUCCGGUUUAAUUGCGGGGGAGCUAUCAUUGGAUAAUGAGAUGAUGGUAAUGAAACAAGGUUUGAAUACAUUUGGCUGCAACAUUUCAGGCGUGAGUAAAGCUUUCAAAAAGUGUUACGGAAGACGUGGAGGAUAUUUCCAAAUGUGUCGCAUCAGUGACAAAAAUUAUGUUCGAUGCAAUUCCUUAUUUUGAUUUGUACCAGGUGUUUCCGUGUCUUUCCAGGCGGACAAUUGACUUACCUUUGCAUGUGUUUGUGUCGAGUGUGCAACCGGUGGACAGGAUAGGCUCACCUUUUCGCGAACACCUGGUAUAAACACAUGCUUGUGAUGAAAACAAUGGUCAGAAUUAUACAAUGGACUCUGCUUAUAGCAGAGAUUUCUUUUGAUUAUGAAAAUGGCUUAGUCCAUUUUUAUUUAUCUGAAUAUAGAAUUGAAUAUUGAAACCUUAAAAUUGAACUGUUUCACUAGUUUGAGUAAAGAAUUAUGAGGUUCGGGUUA
This is a messenger RNA of Haliotis rufescens (red abalone), 1945 nucleotides long. RefSeq names its product dextranase-like. The transcript has 2 exons. NCBI's taxonomy places the organism in Eukaryota, Metazoa, Mollusca, Gastropoda, Lepetellida, Haliotidae. The record is from RefSeq and is a predicted model, not a curated record. Bases 32 to 1483 code for a protein of 483 amino acids.